Messenger RNA from Metarhizium robertsii ARSEF 23, 501 nucleotides. RefSeq names its product Peptidase S24/S26A/S26B/S26C. Lineage: Eukaryota; Fungi; Ascomycota; Sordariomycetes; Hypocreales; Clavicipitaceae. Gene Ontology annotation, cellular component: mitochondrial inner membrane peptidase complex; membrane. The coding region runs from base 1 to 501 and encodes 166 amino acids. Gene Ontology annotation, molecular function: serine-type endopeptidase activity. The transcript has 2 exons. The record is from RefSeq and is a predicted model, not a curated record.
AUGUUCACCCACCUCCUCGGCCACCCCAUCCGCUUCGCCCUGUCAACCCUCAAAAUGACUUGCCUCGCCCACCUCACCCUCACGCAGCUCGUCCAAAUAUCCCCUGCCCAAGGGCCCUCCAUGCUACCCACCUUCACAGUAGACGGGGACUGGAUCGCCGCAGACAUGCGUCACCGCCUGGGCCGCGGCAUAACCACAGGCGACCUGGUUCUCUACAAGAUCCCCAUCUUCGCGAGCCAGAACGGCGUCAAGAGGGUAGUCGGCAUGCCAGGCGACUACGUGUCGCUGGGUACACCUGGGGAGAAUGGGGAGGACCAGAUGAUACAGGUUCCCCAGGGCCAUUGUUGGAUAGUAGGUGAUAAUCUGCCGGCUUCGAGAGACUCGAGACAGUUUGGGCCACUGCCGCUGGCUCUUAUUCAAGGCAAGGUCGUUGCCAAGAUUUUGCCCUGGCGAGAGAGAAAAUGGUUUGAUAGCGGAUUCGAGCGAAUGAACCAUGAUUAA